ACUCGAUCCUACUUACAUUUGCGACGAAGCACCCUUUUGCCUUGGUCAGGCCCCGUAUCUUCGACAAGACAAUCCCAGAGAAUGAGUUCCACAUCUGUGACGGGCUUGCCCAGUGGGCCGCCAGUGCUCGAGAAGAAGCCAGUCAAGUUUAGCAACUUGUUGCUUGGUGCUGGUCUCAACAUGUUUGAAGUGACAACUCUGGGACAGCCAUUGGAAGUCGUAAAGACCACCAUGGCUGCCAACAGGUCUGAAGGCUUCGGAGGUGCUAUCGGCCGCAUCUGGUCGCGAGGAGGUGUUCUUGGCUUCUAUCAAGGCCUCAUCCCCUGGGCCUGGAUCGAAGCCUCCACCAAGGGAGCCGUCCUCCUCUUCGUCGCCUCGGAAGCCGAAUACUACGCCAAGUCGUUUGGCGCUCCUGACUUUGUUGCCGGUAUCUCUGGUGGCAUGACUGGUGGUCUUGCUCAAGCCUAUGCCACCAUGGGUUUCUGCACCUGCAUGAAGACGGUCGAAAUUACAAAACACAAGGUCGCUGCCACUGGCGCAAAGCCCCCAGGCACGCUCGAGACGUUCAUGCAGAUUUGGCGCACGGAAGGUCUCCGCGGUAUCAACCGUGGUGUCAACGCCGUCGCGGUGCGCCAGGUCACCAACUGGGGAUCUCGUUUCGGUCUAUCGCGUGUUGCCGAGACUGGUAUCCGGAAGGUCAUGAAAAAGGAGAACGGCGAGAAGCUCACCGUGGUUGAGAAGAUCACCGCUUCAGCCUUGGGUGGUGGAUUGAGCGCAUGGAACCAGCCCAUUGAGGUCAUCCGUGUUGAGCUCCAGUCCAAAACGGUUGAUCCCAACCGCCCCAAGAACUUGAAUGUUGCCUCGGCCUUUAAGUACAUCUACUCCAACAACGGUGUCAAGGGCCUCUACCGAGGUGUCGCCCCCAGAAUCGGGCUUGGUGUUUGGCAGACAGUUUGCAUGGUAGCCCUCGGUGAUGUUGCAAAGGAAGCUGUCGAGAAGCUCACUGGCGACAAGGUUACCGCAAAGCAUUAGAUGACAUUCGCGUACUUGGUCUAGCGGGCGUCAUGUACAGUCAAUGAUCUACGCGACGGUUAUUAGAGGUUUCAUGAGGUUUAUAUGAUGCAUAACCAUCGGGGAGACAUUAUUAGGAUUAGAUAGAGCCUUGAAAUAAUUGGCGUCGCGAGGUUUUCCCGCCUGAAAAGGCUGGAAUCUCGGAGGCUGCUUUCGAUUUC
This is a messenger RNA of Pyrenophora tritici-repentis Pt-1C-BFP, 1232 nucleotides long. Its product is annotated as mitochondrial DNA replication protein YHM2. Gene Ontology annotation, cellular component: mitochondrion. NCBI's taxonomy places the organism in Eukaryota, Fungi, Ascomycota, Dothideomycetes, Pleosporales, Pleosporaceae. The record is from RefSeq and is a predicted model, not a curated record. Gene Ontology annotation, molecular function: tricarboxylate secondary active transmembrane transporter activity. Gene Ontology annotation, biological process: mitochondrial citrate transmembrane transport; alpha-ketoglutarate transport.